Molecule: messenger RNA, 498 nt
Organism: Saccharomyces kudriavzevii IFO 1802
Lineage: Eukaryota; Fungi; Ascomycota; Saccharomycetes; Saccharomycetales; Saccharomycetaceae
Gene: RPL12A
Product: 60S ribosomal protein uL11
Exons: 1
Coding region: 1-498 (165 amino acids)
Biological process (GO): translation
Cellular component (GO): cytosolic large ribosomal subunit; ribosome
Molecular function (GO): structural constituent of ribosome; large ribosomal subunit rRNA binding
Source: RefSeq, a predicted model, not a curated record
AUGCCUCCAAAGUUUGAUCCUAAUGAAGUUAAAUACUUAUACCUAAGAGCCGUUGGUGGUGAAGUCGGUGCUUCUGCUGCUUUAGCUCCAAAGAUUGGUCCUUUGGGUCUAUCGCCAAAGAAGGUCGGUGAAGAUAUUGCCAAGGCUACCAAGGAAUUCAAAGGUAUCAAGGUUACCGUCCAAUUAAAGAUUCAAAACAGACAAGCUGCUGCCUCUGUUGUCCCAUCUGCUUCCUCUUUGGUUAUCACUGCUUUGAAGGAACCUCCAAGAGACAGAAAGAAGGAUAAGAACAUCAAGCACAGUGGUAACAUCCAAUUGGAUGAGAUCAUUGAAAUUGCCAGACAAAUGAAAGACAAAUCCUUCGGUAGAACUUUGGCUUCCGUCGCCAAAGAGAUCUUAGGUACUGCUCAAUCCGUCGGCUGUCGCGUCGAUUUCAAGAAUCCUCAUGAUAUCAUUGAAGGCAUCAAUGCCGGUGAAAUCGAAAUUCCAGAAAAUUAG